CGAAUAACUGUUUAACCAAUUACCGUUAAGGAUCCAUGUUUAAUUCUGUCAACCAACACCAUGGCGGCAAAAAUUUACAGAAUCAAAUUCCCUCUCAACCAAUUGGUUCAUCAUACGUUUGAAAGCUCUUCCAUCAUCAUCAUCAUCAUCAUCAGAUCAAGAUGUCUCGUCAGUCGUCGUCCAAACCAACCGUGGAGGGUUGGACCAGCGGGGUCAUCAACGUAUGCGUCAACGAGUCGGUUCCGACGACAAUCGACACGUCCGUGUUCUGGAAACUGACACGGCCCGAGAACGAAAACGAUCCCACGUUCAUCCAUUACGCUCCUUACUACUGCGUGCAACUAGCUGCCAUCUUGCUCGGCAUCCACCUUGUUUCGGUCAUCCUCAGACCGUUGCACCUCCCACGCUUCUCGAUCGAAUUGCUGGCUGGAAUUUUGAUUGGUCAGGGAUUGCAAACAUGGACUAGGGUUUACGUUGUUCCUACCAGCAGCCUCAAGGUGCUAGACACCCUGGGACAUUUGAGCCUCAUUUACUACGUGUUCCUCGUGGGGCUAGAGAUCGACCUGUCCACCGUCCGACACAUAGGACGGGAGGCGGUGUACACGGGCCUCACGGGGACGAUACUUCCUCUGUUCGUAGGGUUCGUCGAGUUCUUCGCACUGGCAGCGGAUCCAAGACACACAAACUUCUUCACCCCGGAGUUCUGGGAGAAUCUGGCUCCGGUCAAGCUGACCGGGCCCGUCUUCUGGGGGGUCGCCCUCACGGUCACCAGCUUCCCUGACCUCGCCAGGAUACUCUCCGACAUCAAGCUCCUCCACACCGACAUGGGGAAGCUGGCCCUGUCCUCCUCCAUCAUCAGCGAGCUCACGACGUGGAUCCUCCUCGUCGUCGCGCUCACCCUGAACAACGGCACCCUGAACCCUCUCUACCUCCUCCCCACGUUCGCCUUCUUCGCCGCGUCCUGGUUCCUGGUCCGCCCCGCGGUCACCAGGAUCCUCAGGCACGCGGACGAGACGGACAACGAGCUGCUCCUCAACUUCACCAUCUUCGGCGGGAUCUUGACCUCCUCGGUCGUGACCGAGGCGUGUGGCGCCAAUUCGAUGAUUGGCGCCUUCGUGUUCGGGCUCGUCAUCCCCAGGGAUGAUGUGUCCGUGAAGAUCAUGGAGAAUAUGGAGGACAUUGUCAAAGGGGUUUUCAUCCCCGUGUAUUUCUUGGACAAUGGGGUCAGGACCAGCUGGCGUAUCGUCAUCCACCCGGACUUCAAGACGCCUGUCCACACCGUUGUCCUGCUCGUGGUCGUGGCUUGGUCGGCUAAGCUCGUUUGUACUUUUGUUUUCUCCAAGCUCGCGGGGAUGACUACUGGUGAAGCCUUCACUCUUGGAGUCCUCAUGAACGCGAAAGGGCUUCUCGCUUUGAUGAUCAUCAACAAUGGCCGCAACAACCAGGGCUUCAACCAGAUGAUGUUCAUGGUGUUGAUUCUCUCGAUGUUCAUGAUGUCUGUCACUGUGAUGCCCUUGGCCAAAGCGGCGACCAGGUCCAACCGACGGUCCAACCAAUUCAACCGCAGAACAGUGGAGAGCACCAAGCUAGAGUCAGAGCUCAGGAUUCUAACGUGCAUCCACUCGACGCGUAAUUUGUCAGGGAUGAUCAGCCUCCUAGAGCAUUGCAAUGCCAACAAGCACUACCCGAUCUCCGUCUUCGCGGUCCAUCUGGUCCAGCUCACAGAUCGACGCGCCACAGCGAUGCUGAUCGUCCACGACAGCAACGAAUCGCAGCAGCAUGUACUCGAAGGCGGGUCGGGGCAGAACCCGAGCCGUCGGGAGGAAGAGUCGAAGCACAUCACCGCGAGUUUCGAGAGCCUCGAGAGUCGAGGCACCUCGGUGUCUGCUCAGUCGCUCACCGUGGUGUCCCCCUACGCUACGAUGCACGAGGACAUCGGCUGCGUAGGGGAGGACAAACGUGUGGUGCUCAUCCUGAUGCCUUUCCACAGACAAGCCGAUGUUUACGGGAAGUUGCAGGACGGGAAUUUGAACUGGAGGACCGUGAAUGGGAACCUGAUGGCCGCGACUGCUUGCUCCGUAGGUAUACUCGUGGACCGUGGGCUUGGCUCCAAGGACAGGACAGUACAACCACGGUCGUCAUUUGCUGUGAUCUUCGUAGGAGGACCGGAUGAUCGGGAGGCUCUUGCUUUUGGAUGGAGGAUGGCUAAAUCGCCUAAUGUCAAUCUCACCGUCCUUCGACUCCUCCCCACUGACGAUAUUGAUCGCGACGGUGAUGGCAAUGGCAAAGAAGAAGGAUCAGUGGAAGGGGGAAAGGAAGGAGUCGAGAUCGAGAUCAGGAGCAGGAGACACGAAAAGAAGCUAGACGACGAGUAUGUAAACGAGUUCAGGUUCAGGACUAUGCACGACGAAAGCAUAAAUUACAUCGAAAAACAAGCGAAGACAGAGGUAGAGGUGAUCACGACUAUAGCGCGAACGAUCCCAUCUCGCGAUCUGUACAUACUCGGACAGAAUGAGAAUGCGACGCCUUCCAUCAUGUCGGGGUUAUCGGAAUGGGUGGAGCACGACGAGUUGGGUGUCUUGGGGGACACGUUACUGACGUCUGAAUUUGCCGAGCGGUCAUCCCUUCUUAUUAUCAAGCAGCACUAUGUUCCCAGGGCGCGCAUGCGGAUCAGUAACGAUGAUGAUAACAAGGUGAUCAACCGGCCACCAGGGUUGUGGCAACAGCCUUAA
Linum tenue is the source of this 2732-nucleotide messenger RNA. Lineage: Eukaryota; Viridiplantae; Streptophyta; Magnoliopsida; Malpighiales; Linaceae. The record is from the annotation of a GenBank genome assembly.